Messenger RNA from Microtus oregoni (creeping vole), 4707 nucleotides. It is a transcript of the gene Serinc2, whose product is annotated as serine incorporator 2. Gene Ontology annotation, cellular component: membrane. The transcript is spliced from 10 exons. The record is from RefSeq and is a predicted model, not a curated record. Bases 86 to 1438 code for a protein of 450 amino acids. Lineage: Eukaryota; Metazoa; Chordata; Mammalia; Rodentia; Cricetidae.
UCGGGGUGGGGCCAGCCAAGCGCCUGGAGUCUCACCGGAUCCGGGAUCCGAGGCCAGCGCCCCGCGCCCCGGGCCGCUCUCAGCCAUGGGAGCCUGUCUGGGGGCCUGUUCCCUGCUCAGCUGCGCAUCCUGCCUCUGCGGCUCUGCACCCUGUAUACUAUGCGGCUGUUGCCCCUCAACCCGGAACUCCACGGUGAGCCGCCUCCUCUUCACCAGCUUUCUCUUCUUGGGGGUGCUGGUGUCUAUCAUCAUGCUGAGCCCCGGAGUGGAGAGUCAGCUUUACAAGCUACCCUGGGUGUGUGAAGACAGGACCCAGCAACCCUUGGUCCUGCAGGGCCCCGUGGACUGUGGCUCCCUGCUGGGUUUUCGCGCCGUCUACCGCAUGUGCUUUGCCACAGCGGCCUUUUUCUUCUUCUUCAUGCUGUUGAUGAUCUGCGUCCGCAGCAGCCGGGACCCACGAGCGGCCAUCCAGAAUGGGUUUUGGUUUUUUAAGUUCCUGAUCCUCGUGGGUAUCACCGUGGGUGCCUUCUACAUCCCUGAUGGCUCCUUUCCCAAGAUCUGGUUCUACUUUGGCGUCGUGGGCUCCUUCCUCUUCAUCCUCAUCCAGCUGAUCCUCUUCAUCGACUUUGCACACUCCUGGAAUCAGCGGUGGUUGUGCAAGGCCGAGGAGUGUGACUCCCCAGCCUGGUAUGCAGGCCUUUUCUUCUUUACCUUCCUCUUCUACCUGCUGUCCAUUGCUGCUGUGGCACUGAUGUUUGUCUACUACACCGAGUCUGGCGCCUGCCACGAGGGCAAGGUCUUCAUCAGCCUUAAUCUCACCUUCUGCGUCUGCGUCUCCAUCGUUGCCGUCCUGCCCAAGGUCCAGGAUGCCCAGCCUAACUCAGGCCUGCUGCAGGCCUCCGUCAUCACGUUGUAUACCAUGUUUGUCACCUGGUCGGCCCUAUCCAACGUCCCUGACCAAAAAUGCAACCCUCACCUGCCCAUCAGAAAUGGAACAGGCCAGAUGAACUUGGAGGACUACAGCACCGUGUGGUGGGAUGCUCCGAGCAUCGUGGGCCUUGUCAUCUUCAUUCUGUGCACCUUCUUCAUUAGUCUGCGAUCCUCUGACCACCGGCAGGUGAACAGCCUAAUGCAGACGGAGGAGUGUCCCGUGGAGACGAUACAGCAGCAGCAGGUGACCAUCAGUGAGGGCCGCGCCUACGACAACGAGCAGGAUGGUGUCACCUACAGCUAUUCCUUCUUCCACUUCUGCCUGGUCUUGGCCUCCCUGCAUGUCAUGAUGACACUUACCAACUGGUACAGCCCUGGUGAGACCCGGAAGAUGAUCAGCACGUGGACCUCUGUGUGGGUGAAGAUCUGUGCCAGCUGGGCAGGGCUGUUCCUCUACCUGUGGACCCUGGUGGCCCCCCUGCUCCUGCCCAACAGAGACUUCAGCUGAGAAGGCCCUGCAGCCCGCUCACCUGGUGCCUUGGGGCUCAACAAGGGCCGGCCCACCCUCGGUCGCACCCACCCACCCUCUUCCAAGAUCUGCCAGAGUCAGGGGACCCUCCGUUCUCAGUGCCUCUGGGGUCUGUGGAAUAUUAGGCUCUGAUCAAGCCCCACUUUCUGCUGCCCGUGGCCAUGCACACUCACCCUUGGGGCAGAAGUAGCUCCUGUUCUCAGGGUCCCCAGAAGAGGGCAUGGAAGGAGAGUGGCCCAGAGCUGCUCAGCUGGCAGGGGGUACCCACCCCAUUGGGGUGCCCACACCAAGGCCUGUGCUCCAGGCCUCCAGAGCCAACCCUCUUUCCUAGACCACGUGCCUUACAGAGUCUCUGAGACUCCACCCAAUAAACACACCUGUCCAUGUGUGUGACUUCCAUGUCCUGUGCUCCUCACCGUGGGGGAGUAGAAUGCCAUGCCUGGGAAUAAGGGUCUUGGAGAGUAUGGUAGGCAGGCUGGAGAGCAGGGGUUCUGUCAGGGAGCCAAAAGGGCUGGACUCUGGACCCUGCUUUCUAGCGUCUGCUCUCUCCUCUUUUCCCCUCUGACCCCUGUUCGCAGUCUGGGCCUCAUCGCUAUGCUCAUUUCUCUUCUUGCUGCAACGGUCUUAGGGCUUGAUGCCGUGGGAAUCCAGAGAAGACCCAGAAUGCUCCUAGGCCUUGGAACACCUAAGGAAGGGCUCGUGCUCUGAAGCCACCAAGCCUAGCUCUGAGGAGGCUGGGUCACUCUCCCCAGUGAUUCGAGGAGAGCAGUGCUGCCUGGUUGGUCAGUGGCUUCUGCGAUGGCCCAAGGAGUGGCCUGUGCAGCAGACUCAGCCAGAGGUGCUGGUGUGAGGGUCAGAGACAGGCUUCUGUUACUCCAGUGCAGGCCAUUCAUCCCUCGUGGUGUGGUGGUGCUCGUGGGUGUGGACUGUAGGUAGUUUUUGUGAUAGUCUGGUUAGGUACCCUUUACAGCCCUCCCUGGAGGGGGAUGAAGAGAUGGCUCAGAGGUUAAGAACAAUGGCUGCUCUUCCAGAGUCCUGAGUUCAAUUCCAGCAACCACAUGGUGGCUCACAGCCAUCUGUAAUUUAUCUCUUCUGGACUGCAGACAGAACACUGUAUACAUAAUAAAUACAAAGUUUCACAGGCUUGCCUGAGACCCGACCACCUCCCAGGUAGCCCAGGGUUUUAGGGAGUGCGGGAAUAGAGCAGGCAUCCUGGGAAUGGAUGAGUCUAAUAGACACCCGGGAAACUCACUUGGGCCUAGCGCUCAAAGCACAGGGAAUAACUGCUGGAGGCUUGCUGGGGCUCAAGAGCUAAUACAAACUUACUGGGGUGCAAAGGGCAUUGUGGGGUCAGAGGAGCAUGAGAAGAUGGGUGGCCUGGCACAGACUCUCAGGGGUUGUGGGGAAACUAGGUACCCUAAAGACAGAGGGGAGCUGCUGGGGUGCUGAGCCAGGGGCAUCCCUAGAGGGGUGAGUUGAUACUGGGAUCUCCCAGAUGAUGUUUUAGACAGAUUUUCCUGGGUGAGGUAGGGUGGGUGGAAAGCCCAACUAGGUGAAGCUAAGGAAGGCUUUCUCACUAGGGCAGGUCUGGAGGAUUUCUUGGUCUACUGUGCACACAGUAGGUACACAGUAGACAUCCUCAGCCUCUUCUCCUGUCCUAGCACACAGUAGGUACACAGUGUACAUCAUCAGCUGCUCCUUCCUGUCCUAGCACAUAGUAGGCACACAAUGGAGAUUCAUAGCCCCUUCUGCUUGUCCUACCACACAGUAGAUACACAGUGGACAUCUAUAGCUCCUUCUCCCUGUCCUAGCACACAGUAGGUACACAGUAGACAUCCUCAGCCCCUUCUGCUUGUCCUACCACACAGUAGGAACACAUUGGACAUCUAUAGCUCCUUCUCCCUGUCCUAGCACACAGUAGGCACACAGUGGAAUCCAUAGUCCCUUCUCCCUUUCCUACCUGGUCAUGCUGCAGCUGCUCUGAGCUCAUCAGAUAUAAGAGGAAAUGCUGAACCGUUGCCUUCCUGUUACAAGGUAUUGCUGUGUCUGUCUUUCAACUCAAAGCAAUGCCUGAAGCUACAACAACCUUCUUGGGACAAUGAGAUGACAAACCUGCUGUGCCUGGCUCCAACUUCACUUACAUGAGGAAAACCAACCUCUGUAUGUCUAAGUCCUGUUAGGUAUCAGCUCCGUGCGACUGGAUGCGUUGCUAUCUGAAUUACUGUUCUCAGCUGUGAAGAGACAGACACCAUUACCAAGAUGACUCUAAUUAACUGAGGGUUUGUUUACAGGAUUAGAGGCUUAGUUCAGGAUCAUCCUGGCGGGAAGCAGGCAGGCAUUGUACUAGAGCAAUAGCUGAGAGCUUUAAUUCCUGACCCCCAGGAAGCAGUGAGGGAGAGAAACCUCAUAGCCUACUCCCAGUGUCACAUCUACUCCUGUAAGGCCACACCUCCUAAUCCUUCCCAAGCAGUUCACUAACUGGGAACCAAGAAUCCAAGCAUAUGAACCUGUGAGGGCCACUCUCAUUCAAAACCCACACUGAUAGAAUUUACUGGUCUUUAAUUUUAGGGAUAACAAGAAUAGCAAACAGGACCCUGACCCCGAGUCUAAUUAGCACACAUUUCUCCUAGUACUCUGUUUAUUUCUUGUAUGACCCUUGGAGCCCCUUGUGUGACUCACUGUAUGGCCCAACUCUCCCCAAGGCCAGGACAAAUGAGAACCUAUGCUCACUGGUUGUUUGUGGCUCCCCUGGGACCUAGACCAGAACCCCGAUGAUGAGAAGCACUCAGAACAAGUCAGGUUAGAUGAAUGAGCACCGUUUGAUUCUGGAACAGCCACGGGAAGGCUGUGGUGGAAGGAGUGGGCAUGGAGGGCUCCAUUGGGCCAGGAAGCCCAAAUUCUGCUAUUGAGAGGUCAGAGGACUUUCCUAAGAAAUGACUUUAAGGCUGAGGCUGGCAGAGUAUGUGGAAGUUCACUGUGACAAUGAACAUGGAGAAGCCUGCUACAGGUGGUACAUGCCUGGUGGUGUAAGCUUUACACUUGCGGCUAGGGUGGAAGGAAUGGCUAGUUUAGAAUAUACUGCAAAUCUUGCCUCAGAGUGUACCAACAAGGCAUGGGAUUGUUCUGUGGUUAAAAGUGUGUGCUGGCCAGGUGAUGGUGGUGCAUGCCUUUAAUCCCAGCACUCGGGAGGCAGAGGCAGGAGGAUCUCUGAGUUCGAGGUCAGCCUGGUCUGCAGAGCGAGUUCCAGG